This is a messenger RNA of Saccharomycodes ludwigii, 1911 nucleotides long. RefSeq lists its product as uncharacterized. The transcript has a single exon. The record is from RefSeq and is a predicted model, not a curated record. Bases 1 to 1911 code for a protein of 636 amino acids. Lineage: Eukaryota; Fungi; Ascomycota; Saccharomycetes; Saccharomycodales; Saccharomycodaceae.
AUGCCAAUAUUAUCACUUACUUCUCAUACAAUUUACAAUUUAGAUAAAAUUUUACAAAAUGAUGUACAAGAAUUCCUAAUCACAAAUAAUACAGAUUCUUCAACAGUAACAGUGCUACCGGAAACAUUCUUGAAUAAAAAAAGGUGUAGACAUAAAAAUGAUGAAGAUAGUUUAAUAUUAAUUAAUAAUCUGUUUAGGAUGAGAAGUGUGAAUAAUUGUCAGUAUUUAGAUAAAAAAAAAAAUAUUAAUAAUGUAGUGGAUAGUACUACUAAUAUUACUAAAAAGGAAAAUGGAAUUGAUUGGAAUACAGAUAUAUUGGAUGCUUUUGAAUAUACAUGCAAGGGCAUUGGUGUUACUAAUGCUAGAAGUGUAGACGAAGUAAUUGAUACGUCUAUAAGUGAUGCCAGUAACGAGUCGCACAAAAUAAUUAAUUUCAAUAUUUUCCAGCAAGAUAAAACACCCUUGGAGGAGAACAAAGAUUCGAUAGAUAUAAAAACUUGUGAAAGUAAACAGCAUUUGGUUAUGCCCAACUUUAAAAUUAUUGUUAACGAUAGAGAAGCUUGUGAGGUCGAACAACCCAUUAAAUCUAUUACCAGGAGUAAAAGGGGAAAUGGUUUUAAAAGAUUCUAUGAAAGAUUGAAAACUAGGUUUGAGCAUAGGCGUCAUAACAAAAUAGAAGCAUCUUCUAAUAUACCUGGUACUGGGCCAUUGAAUUUAUACACCAUUAAAGAAGAACAGGAACUUUGUAGUGACGUGGAAGAAAAGGAGGAUACAGAAGACAAAAUUUCAGAAUACGGUGAUGAUUCUUCUCUGUGCAUGAAAGACUUUACACUGGUGUAUUUUCCUAGUUACCUUAAUAUUGAUAAUUCACAAUCCUCUGGGCAACUGGGCUUCAAAAGCUUUAGUAAGCCUGUGAAUUACUUUGGAUUUCAAGAUCACUUGUUAACAACAAAUGAAUUUAACUCAAGAUUUGAAAUGUUUUCACAAACUAGUUUUUUGCAAAAAAAAAUCAGGGAUCAUCACUGUAAAAAUUUUAAAAGAGAACACGAUGCCUUGAGGAGGGCUGGGUAUUUUAAUAGAAUAAAUUCAAUUUUUAAAAGAAAUAGCCCCGAACAUGGUGGAGAAGCAUACGGCCAUGACACCAGUGUUAUUCGAAUAAGAGAUACUGACGAUAGUGGUGGUUUAAAUCACUUUUUCUUCAGUAGGCCAAGCGUUAAUUCUUUGAGAAGAAAGUUUUCAAGGAGAUUUUCUAUGUCCCAUAGAAAUGGUUCCCUUAAAACAAUAGGUGAUGGGCCUAGGAACGAUGCAAUUGCAGAGGAAGAUGAGGAAGAACGUAUUAGUGGGACUUUAAGGCCAACUGCCUAUGGAUCUUUUUCUUCAUCGUCACCCUCAGCAGUUGUUAACUUAAAUGUUAAAGAAUCAAGAAGGGCUUUUGAAACUGAGUCUAAUGUAAAUAUAAAGACAAGAUAUAACACUGCUAAUAAUGAUUUCCAACGAUUUUUAAAUAAAUUAUCAGUAAUUUUCAUCAGAAAAAGCUAUCAAGUUAAUAUUAUUGGAGUUAAGCAUGAAUAUCAAUCUUUGGUUGAUGAGCAGUACACUUGUUACCUUUCCAAUUGUUAUCAUUUCCCUUAUUUUAAAACAUCGUUUAACGAAAGCAAUUUGAACUUGGAAGAUUAUUAUAAUAAUAAUAGUUGUUCAAAUGGUACAUACGUUAAGUUUUUAAAUUAUUGGAAUUUAUUAUAUUUCCAUACAUUAAUGCAUAUGCCUAAGUGUCAAUAUAUUAGGUGUAAGAGUUGUAAUAAGACUAUUGGUACCACUUAUGAAUCGUUGGUAUACAGGUUACAAUUUAACAAUUAUGUUAAUCAGUUAUGUGGGAAUUGUAAGUUAAAUAAGUUGAAUAAAGGGGAAUAA